GAGAAGAGGGAAACUGAGGGAGUCGGGAGAAGAGAAGGGAGCAAAAGGAAAAGAGAGCUAUAAAAAAAGAGAGAGAGAGAGAAGGAGGACAGCUCAGCAAAUCAGCCCUGUAGCAUUCCUCUCACAGCUACAGUGAUCCAGGCUGGGAGAGGAAGUUCAGCUCACCAGGAGAAAAAAAAAAACACAAGAAACUGUAUUUUUUUUUUUUUUCCUCUGGGUGAAGAAACCAGAAGACUCCCUGGAGAGGAACGGGAACAAGAAGAAAGAGGAAUCAGAGAGCUUCUGCAGCCUCCGAGUGUCCUGCAGGGGAAGAUGGAUUCAGACUCCGGAGAGCAGAGUGACGGAGACCUCUCCCCAGGACAGGAGAGCUUUAACUCUCGCUCCCUGGCCCUGCAGGCCCAGAAGAAGAUCCUGAGCAAGAUGGCGACCAUGGUGGUGGCCAACAUGCUGACAGACGACACCAGCAGCGAGAUCCUGGACGAGCUCUACAAGACGAGCCGGGAGUUCACCAAGAGCAAGAAGGAGGCCCACAAGAUCAUCAAGGACGUCAUCAAGAUCGCCCUGAAGAUCGGCAUCUUGUACCGCAACCACCAGUUCAGCCCCGACGAGCUGGACACGGUGGAGCGCUUCAAGAAGAAGAUGAACCAGGCGGCCAUGACGGCGGUGUCGUUCUACGAGGUGGAGUACACCUUCGACAGGAAUAUCCUGUCAGAGCUCCUGCUGGAGUGCAGGGACCUGCUUCACACCCUGGUCGAGCAGCACCUGACCGCGCGCUCGCACGCCCGCAUCGAUCACGUUUUCAACCAUUUCGCCCACGGGGAGUUCCUGGCCGAGCUGUACGGGGACGCAGAGGAGUACAGACUCUCCCUGAGGAAGAUCUGCAACGGCAUCAACAAACUGCUGGACGAAGGAACGCUUUAACCUCUCACGCCUGACCUCUUUCACCUCCGCCCCUCUCUCUCUCCUGCCUCCUUCUAUUUCCCCGUCACUCGCUCGCCCCUGACCGCUCACAUGCUCCGCCCUCUUUCUGCUCUCGUCUUCCUGUUUCUUCCUCGUCCUUUUCCACGAAGCUAGUUGUAACAUCCUGCUGCCGUGAUUCAAUGAGGGAAUUUUUUAGACUGUCUUUCCGCUCAGUGGAUCAUCGCCGCACGCCGGGACAGCCUGUAUCAUGUUGUAUGCAUUAUAGCGUUCCAAGUCACCCCCUUUGUGUGCAAAAGUGUACUGUACCAAUGGCCAAAAAACAUACAUUAGGUAUAUUUGGAUAUGGAAGAUAAUCAGUGGUCGUAAUCAGUGUCUCUCUCUGUUUGUGUGUGUGUGUGUGUGUGUGCGGGUGUGUGCACAUGUGUUUGUAUGGGACUCGCUUGAAUAAUGUGUUUGUAUAUAAGACCAACUAUGACAUGGUGUGUGCAUUGUGUAUCUGUGUCAAUCUUCUCUACAAGGGUGUAACACUUGUCUUUUAUUAAAGAUUUCUUGUAA
Messenger RNA from Chelmon rostratus (copperband butterflyfish), 1476 nucleotides. RefSeq names its product tumor necrosis factor, alpha-induced protein 8-like 3 (gene tnfaip8l3). The transcript has 2 exons. Gene Ontology annotation, cellular component: cytoplasm. NCBI's taxonomy places the organism in Eukaryota, Metazoa, Chordata, Actinopteri, Chaetodontiformes, Chaetodontidae. Bases 313 to 921 code for a protein of 202 amino acids. Gene Ontology annotation, biological process: regulation of apoptotic process. The record is from RefSeq and is a predicted model, not a curated record.